AUGCAUUGGUUGAGGGGUGUUCCUGGGCGGCGGAGGGGAGCGUUGAGUGAUAGAUUCCUCAACAAUAGGGCCGGCGAAGGGGACGGCAAGGUCGACCUCCUCCAUGUGGAUAGUGCCAAUGAAAUGGAACGACGGUUGGACAAUGGCAGUGAAAAUCAUCCAAGAACAGACUCAACGGAGGUGGAGCAGAUGGACGAGCGAUGGAGCGGCGGGAAGGACCGGCGACUAUCGAGAAAGCCUCAGGAGUCGCCAGAGCGAUCUAGGUCUUCGGUUUCCUUGCGGAGGGGAGGGGCGUCUGGGCAGGUGGCCACGACUCCCUCUCAUUCUUCUGUUUCACAGCAGGCGGCGCAGGUACCUGUGUCCAGCCGGGGCGACAUAUCUUUGGGGCAGGAGGCCCUGGAGGUCCGUCUCGCGGGAGCCUCGUUGGUGGUGGGGUCGCCGGAGGUGCUAGGCAGGCGUCAGGGGCAGGUGGCCCCUGACCCUCUAGUACCGACGGCGGUCCUGCAGGUGGAGCGCACGGCUGCCACGGCGUCGGCUGGGGGGGUCGGACUAGGGCAGGAGGCCCUGGUGCCAACUCCGUCAGGCAUCUCCACAUCUCCUACGCGGUCCCCCUCUCCCAGACCUACUCCGGGAGCCGCUACUCGGGAGGAGGUGAUCGCGUUCGGAGGGAUCCGAGACCCUGCUUCCGAGGGGAGGCGGACGAGCUCUCGUCUCCAGGACCUUCCGGAGGUUGAUGAUUUGCAGCAGAGGUGCGCUAUGCGGGCGGCCAAGCUGCGUGAUGUGGAGAGCACAACAGGUUAUCUUCCGAGCAACGGCUCUUAUCCGUUCCUGGUCGCUACUCACUCCGACGGAGGCCAGGGAGCUUUUGGUUACUGCUGCUAUCCGAUGGGAGAUGGUAGCUCGGGAUAUAUUCAGCCGGUUUGGAUGGCGGUCGUGUAACAGGAUAGGCAAUUAGUUUACCUGUCUAUUUUGGAGCCAAACGGCUGUGAUGUAUAAGUGCUUUGGCUAGCUUGUGUAUCUAGCCUUCGGGCUCUGUGUGAGCCUUUUCUUA
Triticum dicoccoides is the source of this 1051-nucleotide messenger RNA. RefSeq lists its product as uncharacterized. The transcript is spliced from 3 exons. The coding region runs from base 1 to 939 and encodes 312 amino acids. NCBI's taxonomy places the organism in Eukaryota, Viridiplantae, Streptophyta, Magnoliopsida, Poales, Poaceae. The record is from RefSeq and is a predicted model, not a curated record.